Molecule: messenger RNA, 24874 nt
Organism: Cinara cedri
Lineage: Eukaryota; Metazoa; Arthropoda; Insecta; Hemiptera; Aphididae
Source: the annotation of a GenBank genome assembly
UAGGGCGCCGAAUGGAUCGUGUUGCGAAUUCAGUCGUCGCGACGCUCAACGAGUGAUACUGUUCCGGCCGACAGUGACCUCAACAGUCGCACAUACGGUAUACACGCGUAUAAUACACGCGCGUUCGUCGUUUCGCGGGUAAGUGAACAACUGUUUAUAUUUUUUUACUAAGGAUUUUACCGACCAUUACCAAAUAAUAUUACUAUCGUUAAAAAUAAUAAUACGACGUUUACAAUAGCUGUUAACGCGUUCAGGAAAAAUAUAUGUAAAUAUUACUAUAAUUAUUAUAUGUAUUUCUAUGUAUUAUAAGGGAUUCGAUUUUAAAAGUGGAAAUAUCUACCAAUCAUCGUAGUAAUAUUAUUUGAAUGACAAUAUUCGACGAUUAUCGACUUGGGGGAUUAUUCGAUAUUUUAAUAUUUCGUUAAUAAUAUUAAAUAUUUUUUCAAUUGUGCAUAUUACGAAAACAUUAAAUUCAAAAGUAAAACAACAAUUCGAAAAUAAUACUGAAUUACAUUUAUGAAAUAUAAAUCCAAAAUAAUAUUGUUUUAUUGUGUGUGAAAAAACCUAACAAAAAAGAAAAUGGGUAGAUUUGUACAAGUUAAUAAUUUCAAAUAAAACCAGACAAAAAUCAGUUUUACUUAUUAUGUACUCGCUUUGUACCGACCGGGAUUUUUUUUGAACAUAAUAUUUCGUCAAUUUUUAAAUAACUCAAUCAAUAUAGUGUAUAUAGAAUUUUGAAUAUUUUUAUAAAAUUACAUCACUGAAUAAACUGCAUAAAAACACCAACAGGAAGACAUUUUUAGGAUUAACUUAUUCGAUCGAUAUUACAAUAUUUAAAAUUGAACAAUCACUUUACAACUAUAAUUAGAUACUACGUUUAUUAUUUUACCAAUAUCAUUAAGAAAUUUAUCAUACGCAGUAAAAUAACAAUCGCAUUUUUUGUUAUUCAACCGUUAUUGAACUGAUGUAUAUAUAUUAUUUUAUAUAAUAUACGUCUCUUUUUUUUCGAUUCUGCAUGUAGUGAAGAACCUGUUAAUAGUUGUAUUAAAAUGUGUUUACCCUCAUUUAUUAUUAUUAUUUUUUUUUUUUUUUUGAGAAGACUUGAUUAGUAAAAACGUAUCAAAUUAUUCGUAUUCAUAUCGUACUUUAAAAUUAUGCCACACUCGCAUCUACUGUCUUGAUCUAACUAACAGGUGACAUAGCAAAACUGUGUUACUAUUAUCUCUUAUAUUACGGCGUUUAGGUUGAAAUCAAAGAUAAAACACAAAUAAUACAAUUUAAGGAGGAAAAUAUUUUCUAAGGCUGAACUUAGCUUUUUCUUAAAAAAAUACAUAGCCAAACAAAAUAAAAACAAAAAAGUUUUUUUUUUUUUUUUUUUUAAUAGCUAUAACGGCCCUCAAAAAUAUUCUUCUCUUUUUAUUUUGUAUGUUCAUCUUAAAUUCUAAUUUCAAUAUAAACGAUAUAAUUUACGUUCUAAGAUACGUAAUUUUGUUACGUUGCCCGUUAGUUAAACCAAGACAGUAUAAAUUUAGCGUCCUCUUAAGUAAAUGCAAAUUUUUCAGUCGUAGUUUAUUUGAAAAAAAUUCCCAACAGAUUUCUAUCAUACAUCUUUAAAAUAAAUUUAGAACAAACGUCGAUACAUCGGUUUUAUUUUUAUUGAUUUUCGGAUUAUCUACUGCAGGACUAAACAAGGAGAAAACAAAGACGUAUACCACUUCGCUAAGAACUGUUUCUUUAAUUCCACUGAUUGAUCGUUGCUUUUAACGUUUAUCAUAUAUAUAUAUAUGGUAUAUAAAUACCUUUUAGUGGCUUUUUUUGUAUGAGUUUUAAUUAGUUUUAAAUUUAACACCCAGCUUACAUAACUACAUUUAAGUAUAUCAUAGAUAUGGGAGAUUACUUCUACAAUAGCUCACGUUCGUCUAAAUGAUAAAAUUCUUGAAAUAAUUAAGUACCCGAUUCAUGUGGAAACUUAAUAUGAAGGUAAACAUUUUUGCAGUUGACCGCGAUAAACGUGCCUAACUAUGUGUGAAGUACCCACACUAUUAAACGUCUAAAAACAAUAAUAUUUUUUACCUCGUAAUGAACAAUACUCAUACACCAAAAGUAAUAAUAAUAAUAAUAUAAAUUCAACAUAAUAUAAUUACGAACCCCGAAUUUGAUUGAUAACAACAGUAAUAUUAUGAUUAACCAUCAUAAUGAAUCUCAAUGUCAUCGCUAUAUCAUUAUAAUAUACUCACAAGGUUUAUUGUUUGGAAAAUGAAAACGUUAAUAAUUUUUUAUCAUUAUUAUUGUAUGGUUGGUCGGAAGAGUAGCUCAUCCGUUUAUUUUUUUUGCGAUAACGUCUUUACUACCUGUUAACCCGGACGACACAGUGGCAUAUGCCGUCUAUGUUUUGCUAACGGGCAAUACAGCGGAAAUGCGUGCACAUGCGAAAGAAACGAAAAGACCUUUAAAAUCGAUAUAAUUCAGUAUGUAGAUAACAACAAUAUUAGAAAAAGUUAAAUUUAUUUGCAAAAACAAAAAAAUUUAAAAUACGAUUUGUCUUGUACCAUCGAUAACGAUAUAGCUGAAUAUUUAUAAAGAAAUUGUAAAACACCGACGUUAUCUUCUUAUAGAAAUGUCGUUACCUACGCAUUUUUACUACAGAUGAUUUAUCUGUAUAAUUCCGAUUUUUAAAGCAAUCUCGCAUAGACGUAAAUAACCCAAAUAUUUGUUUAGGAGGGAGAGGCUUGCGCAUAAUCAGUAUUUAAUUAUUAAGGACUUAAUUUGGGACUGGGCAUUGACUGAGUUUUGGGGGAUCUCCCUUUAUGCGCCCUAUAUGAGUCAAUGCAUUUUCAUUUGUUUUACGCGAACUAUACGUGUUUGUUGUGUAUGCCCGUUAGAAAGACGGAAAUGAUAAAUGGUUGAAUGCACUAUAAUGGUCCCUUCAGGGGGUUUAAAACAGAACGGGGAAUGCCCUUGUCUUUAGACCAAUUUUUUGUCCGAUCUAUGUAGCGAAGCCUGAAAACCUAUUUGAAUUCAGCAUGAAGUGCAUAUACGAAAUCCACCAAACCAUUUUUUUUAAAAAAAGAACUAAAAUUAAAUGGAAAAAGAGGGCUGGCCGAUUUCGUAUACAUUUCACACUAUAUUCUGAUUUUUAGAAAUCCGUCGAUCGGAUUUGUUUAGACAUGCGAUUAACGUAUGUGUUUUGUUUUAUAGACAGAGAAACAUAAGGGAAUUCCCGGUCAGUUUCGAAUCCCCUCGAUAAUAUAACUGACGUGAUUAACGAAGAAAUAACGAUAUUACCUAUACUUAUCUAUAUAAUUUUUUUUUACGUCGGUGAUGAUGCACAUUAACGACGACGAACGGAACAAGGAAAGACGAGGUUCGCGCGAACAGUGCGGUAUUUAUGAUGUUUUUAGAAUUAUUAUUAUAUUAUACGCCGAUGAAACAUGCGCACGAAUCGAAAAAGAAAAAAAAUUCAAGUUUAGAUGAGAAUUGCAAAAAAAAAAAAUCUAAACAGAAACAACAAUAUUUUUCACGUGAAGAAACAUACUAUACUCUGCUAUAGAGCGGGGGGGCAUGGAAGAGGGGAGACAGAUAUGUAAUAUAUGCUGUGAUAGUAUUAUAGACAAAAGUAAAUAGGUACUCAUCGUGGUAGAAAACGUGACCGCCUCGUCGUACAAGGCUGUCGCCGCCGCCGUCGCCGCCGAUGACCAGUAGCAGUCCGUAAUUAACGAUACACACGUGUAAUAUUGUAUUGUUUUUCUUCACGUUCACGGAUCGUCCAUUUUUAUCGAUUCGAAAUUUUUACCUGAUAUUGGAAACCCCACCCACCACCGUGAAUCAUAGACGAUAAUAAAUUGAUUUUAAAAUUCGCAACGUAAAACCAUAAAAUACCGUUAUACGGCGUCAGGUUUUCAAAAUGUCAAGGGGGGAGGAUAAACUAAACAAAUGGCGUACCCAGAGAAGAGAUGUUUAAGUAAGCUUCUGGCCUCCCUACCACAUUGGCUGUGUUAAAUACAAAACAAAAUAAUUUAAUCUCAAUAUAAUACUUUGCGACAUUGUAAACAAAUUAUUACUAAUAAAAAAUAAUAACCAUUGUAUAAUUGCACUACUUAUUCGACAAAUUACAAAUAAUAUCGUACUACACAUAAUUAUGUAUAUGGCAAAACAUUUUUUUAGUCUAGCUCUUUGUUUUACUAAAUAUAAAUAUAGUAUUAUACAAUAAUAUAUACAUAUUUAUAAAAUAAAUUGUAUGAAGUGUAUUAAAUAUGUGGAAAGAGAUGGGUUUUAUUUUAUACUACGUACUCGAAUCACCAGAUAGAAUAUCUCAAUCUCAAUGUGUCUCUGAUAAAUGAAUGACAUAUUUGAUCCCGGAAAAGAAGAUCUAAAGUAAUUAUUUGGAUUUUUUUUAUAAUUUUGACUAAUUAAAUUUUUAAUCUAAAUUGCAUAAGCAUACAUAUUUUCAAAAUUAUUGUAUACACUAGGAUUAGUGUAUUGGUUUAUGAUGUAGAAAAUUAUGUAUUUAAAUCAGUAUUCCUAAACCUGGGAGUCUUCACUUCUUUGGGGUCACCAACUAAUUAUUUAAGAUCGCCAAAAAUAUAAAGUAUUGGGUCAUUUUGUAUAAAAUAUACAUUUGGAGUUUGCUAAAAUAUGUAAUAUUAAUUUAGGGGAUCGUGACAGUAAAAAUAUUAAGAAACACUAUUUUAAAGUAUGUACCUAAAUUAUGUAUUUUUAAAAUUUCAUUCCCUUGUAUCCUGUGAGAAAUUUAUUUCAAGAUAAUCUUCACUGAGAUUAAAUAAGAUACGUACAUAUAUGGUUUCUUCUCGAUUUUAUUUAUGAUUUAGGGCUUGAUAGUUAUUCAAUAUGAAAACAAUUACAUUUUAGUACGCAUUUGCUUUUGAUUUAGAAAAAAUAGACGAAAAUAUUUUGUUAUAGUCAUUAAUAAUAUUAGAAAAUAUUCAUAGACAGAAAUAGGGAAAAGCUUAGACUUGAACUUAGCCCAGUCCCCCCCUCAAAAAAAAACUCAUCCAAUCACCCCCUCCCUUCCCAAAUCAAGUCUUUAUAAAAUAUACCACAAGCAUACAUAUUCAAUAUUAAUCAGUAUUAUGGGGUGUCAAGCAUGUACAUGCAUGUUCAAAUAUUGCUCGUCGUUUUGUAGAAACACAAUUUGACGUUAUGAAUGCAGUGCAUAAAAAUAUAUUAUUGGGUACGUGUUGUGGGUGACACAUGUAGUUCCAUAACUGCUACACAAAAACGGUAAUAUACGGGUAAAUCGUUCGCCUGGCCCGAGGACGAUUCUCGCACUUAAUAUUCUACCGAUACACUCGACGAUUAUCAUACACACGUAGAACAAUUAAUAAUUCUCGUGUCGAUCUGUACUGUGUACGAUUUAAUAGAAAACGCUAAAUCGGGACAAUAAUUUAUAUAUCGGUGUAUGUUUUCCGUGUCGAAUUUUUUUGUUAAAAUAAUAUUAAAAAAAUUAUAAAAAAAACUAGUAUAUUACACUAAACUACGAUGAAGUGACUUUGACAACAACGGUGACGAUGAAGUUUGUUAAAUAAAGGUAGUGAAAAGCUAAUUGUUUUCUUGUUAACUUUUUUAGAUUCUGAGUACAACGAGGAAUGUAUUAGUUUUACAACGAUGUUAAUUUUUUUUCUUUUCUAUGAACAAAUUUUCUACUAUAAAUUUUUCUCUGAUUUUCAAGUGAAACAUUCUUUCAGAAAGGAAAUCUGAUUGGGGUAAUACUUUAAGGUGAUAAUAUAUUGGUUUCCCCAAUAAAUGGAACAAAUCGGAAAAGAACGGAAGAAAAGCGGGAAAAUAUGUACAAUAUUAAAUAAAUAUUAUUAGAGAAAAAGUUUAAUGCAUAUGUAAUUAUUUUAGCAUAAUAUGACGUAUAAAUUGUUGACAACAAAACAUCACUAUCAACUGAACUCAGCUGAGAAUCGUUUUUUCAUUAGCAAUAGUUAAUCGUUACGUAUAGAUAUACAUUAAAUUUACCCUCUACUACCUUCCAAACUUUUGACCUAUAACAGUGGCCUACCCACUUGCGAAGUAUGUCCGUAUUUUUUUAAUUUCGUCCGUACAACUUAGAAACUCAUAAAUCAACAAAAAUAAUUAUAUUUUGGUACUAAAAAUAACAAUAACUCUAUGUCUGCCUCCCUCUUUAAUUCUUGAAUACGGGGGAAGUAGCCUGUAUGUUAUUCCUGGUCUAGAACUACAUCUAUGUAAAUUUCAAUCCGUUCUGUAGUUUAAGCGAGAUGUGUAAACAAACAACAUGAUAUACCCAUUCAUCUAAAUAAAUUUUAGUAUUUAAAAUAAUAUUAGGUAGGAAGUAAGAUAUUAUAAACUCUGGUAUUUAUAUAUAAUUAUAGUUUUUAACUGUUGAUGUUUUCAUAAACAUCAAUUUUAAGACGAAUAUGGUAAUAUUAAAUUAACAAAAAAAAUUUCACAAAUUUAAUUGAUAUAAACUACACAAUAGAAAAAUAUCCAAUUUAGUUUAUUUUUACAAUAAUAUUAUCAAAUAUUGGAUAUUUUAACUUUUAUUUUAAAUUCUGAGUGGAGCGAAGAAGCUUAUAGUUUUACAAAGAUAUUUAUUAUUAUUUUUUUUUUAUCUGUUAACAACUUUUAUUCCGAAGACUUAAUUGGAUUUUUAAAUAUAGAACCUAUUCUGAAAGGAAAUCAGUGUGGGAAGGUACUUUAGGGAGGUAAUUUUUCGAUUUUCUCAGGAGUUUUCCCAGCAAAUGUGAAAAACUGAGAAAAAAACAAUAUUAAACAAAUAUUAUUAAAGAAAAUAUAUAAAGCCUAUUUAAUUAUUUCACUAUAAAAUGACAUAUAAAUUGUUGAAAAAGCAUCACUAUUAACUGAACUCCGCAUUGAACUCUAAGACAUAUUUUAGGGCAUUUAUAAACAAUUUUUAAAGCGUUUUUCGAUAGUAACAUAUUAUGUUACUUUGUUAAGUUUUUUUUUUUAUUUUCAGUCCAAACUUGAUACUGCUCCGACAAAGUUAUUUACUGUUCUAAGUGUAAAUCAACAUUACCUACUUAAUCAAUGAAAAAUCACAACGGGUUUAGAUAAAGUGAGAGGGAAAAACUCAAACAAUUCGGUCUACGAUCGACGGAUUCAAACCCAAUAUAGUUGAUUGACAUCGUCGGAACGUAUAUGUUGAGUUUUACAAUAAGGUUCAUCAGUGGCUUUUAUAGGGGAGGGGAGUUUAGUGGUAAUGUCCUCCGCCCAUUGGCUUAAAAAAACGACUAUGAGUAUUUAUUGAAUAAUUCAAUCAGAAAAUUAAUAUUUUUUAACCAAAUUACAAUAAAAACCUAUUGGGUUUUUUGGACCCGACUUUGGAACUUCCACUGUCAGAGGUUAGGCAUAGGCAUACAAGAAAUAUGUCUGCGAUUUAUUCGUGAGUAUUAUUAUUAUUUUGCGCAGGCACGCCAUUUAGGUACUUAAAACAAAUAACGCCAUAACAUCCGGCCAAUCAGAUAUUCCAUUUUUGUAUGAACGAUAAUAUCGCGGUGCGAGUAGGUUAGGUUGUCGUUGUUUUACUGUAAAACGGCUAAAUGCACGUGGCCCAUUUUCGCCUGGAUAUUUGCGGCUCGUGACUUGACACUGUCCUGUGGUACACGUUCUACUAGUACACACCUGCCGGCUAAAAACAUAACAUUGUAAUAAUAAUAUAGUACACGCGACCACGCGUAAUUAUUAUGCCGUUAACCGAUUCGCAAACUCCUAGGACCGGUGCAGAUACGACGGAGAUACGCGAUGAUGAGGUGAGCGAUGUAUAUUCGCAGUCGUUCUCGCUCGGUCGACCAGUCAUAUAAUAUUAUCGCGAUUAUUAUUGCGAGUAGGUACCUAUACAAAAUCACGCACUUACCGUGAUAAUAUUAUAAACCGAGUCGCGAUGAAAACAAACGGGUUUGUCGACCAGUCGUUAAAAUUUGCAUAAUACGUGUAUGUACCGUAUAGAUAUCGUAUAAUAACAUUAUAUACGAUAUACGCGAAGAAAACUUCUCGAAAAACGCGAAUAACCGCGAAAAACGGGUACAGCGGUGUAUUUAAGAUUUCGCUAAAUACAUUGAAUUUGGAACAGGGGUGAUCAAACGGGAGGGAGGGAUUGAAGGGAUAUAUCCCCUGUGACCUUUUCCGGACGAUGCAUAGUGUUUUAAAUGAUAAAACAAAUUUCAAAAUAUCAAAAACUUAUAUAAGACUGUUUUUUUCAUAUUUCCCCACUUAUAGAGAAUCCGUAAUCAGAAUUUCGAUUUUUGAAUUUUUCUACCGAUUUUUCCGGCGUUUCGAAGCUUUCUAGACUUUCUGAUCUGGUUAGGUGCACUGAAGAAAUUGACAAAACAAUAAUACCGGAAAAAUUUAAUACUUUCUGAGAUAUUACGAUGGUUAUCACUUCGUGAGAAACUGCAUUAAUCACUUAUUAUUUUCGAUCAAAUUUAGUUUGAUUUAUUCAGAACAUAAAAACCAUUAUGGCGGUUAUAUUUUACAAUAUUCUAAUAACCGGAAAAGCUAUUAGUUUCACGAUAUACGACCUGUCCACUUUUGUUUUUCUUUUUUUAUAAUCACAAAAAUAACACGCAUUGCUAUAAGUAUGCACGUUAUUCCGUUUAUUCUAUAUAACAUUAUAAUUAAUGAAAACUGAAUUAAAGAGCAAACAUAAUAUAUAGGAACAUAAAUAAUGUAAUCUUAUGAAAUUGAAAAUGAAUAAUAUAAUUAUUGAGUUUAUUUAUUAAACACUUAUAUAUUAAUUAUAUUAUUAUUGCCUGUAAUUACACCGAAGAUACCUAUAAAUAGGUGUGCAUUUUUGUAAUAAAUGUACGGAUAAAUAUUCAAAUAAAAAAUAAAAUGUUGGGAAUAAAAUCUUUGAUUGCAGUUGCGCAUAAUUAUUGUAGUAAAUAUUGGAAACGAAAUUUUUGUAUACACUUUAUAUACUCCUCAGGCGUUUUAUAAUAUAUUUAUUUUUGAAUGCGCAAUAUCAAACAUUCAUACGUUUCACUAUAGGUGUACGUAUGCAUAUGCAAUAAUAUUCUUAUAUUACUUACAUCAUAAUAUUUUAUAGAUGUCAACAAGGAAACACAAAUAAAAAUACUUACCUACACCUAUGUAGAAUAGACACAGACCUAGACCUAGACUCAUGGAAUAUACGAUUAUAAAAUUCUUAAAUUCACGCUAUGCCCAUACAAUUUAUAGGUUUUUGUUAUUUAAAAGCCCAUGGAAAAAAGUGGAAGGUGCAAAGUAGGUACAAAGAAAGAGCACAGAGGAAAAUAAGUAGUUUAACGAUAAUUUUUCAGCAGAGCAAAACUAAAAGAUCGAAUGCAAAAACCAAAUAAAUCCCAAUUUUGAAAUUAUUUAGGAGCCACAAAAUCUGAAUAAUUUAUUUUUUUAUGGAUGCAUGAAUUGUAAAAAUAGAUUUAAAUUCUCUAUAGGAAUAGCUUCUACUAUACAUGUGUAUAUACUAUAAUAUAUAUAUACAGGAUGAUUCUCUAAGCUUGUUCAUCCCAUUUCUUUGGUUAAAUUUUGCAUAUUUUAAAAUUCUAAUUUUUGAAAUUUUUAAGUGUAGUUAAAGCCAACAUUUUCGAAUACUUAAAUUUUUCACAACAUGUAAGAAAUAUCCUGAGGCGAUACCGACUUCAGUUUAUCAAAUGAGAACCUAUAAUAAAAAGUACAUAAAUAAAUGGAAUAUUAAUUUAAAUACAUUUUGAUGUUAAAACGUUUGAUUUUCGUCAAUCUGUCAACGAGAUAUUCCACUUUUAAGAUAGGGGGAAAGUAGUGGAGCACUAAUAAAACGCUGCGCGCCGUGCCGCCACACAAAUGAUACUCCACUACUCACACCCUACUUAAACUUAAAAGUGGAAUAUUUCGUUAACGGGUUGACAGAAAUCAACAAUUUUGACACCAAAAUUUGCUUAAAUUAAAACUCCAUCUAUUUAUAGAAUUUUUGAAUAUAGGUUCUCAUUCAAAAAACCAAAGUUGAUAUCACCAUAGGUUACUCCUUAAAUGUAAAAAUCUAAGUAAAGAAAAAUAUCGGCUUUAUCUAUACUUAAAAAUUCUAAAAAUCAGAAUUUGAAUAAAUGCAAAAUUUCAAAAUUUCCCCAAAAAAAUGAGGUGAACACGCUUAGUGAAUAUUUAUAUAUAUAUAUGCAGUGGAACCUCGAUAACUCGAAUCGGUUGGGGGCGAAAAAAAAUUCGAGUUAUCGAAAAUUCGACUUAUGGAAAACAUAUACAUAUCUCACACAUAUCAUAUAUUGGAAGCCAGGGGCCAAGGUAUUCCUUCGAGUUAUCGAAAAUUCGACUUAUAGAGGUUUCAGUUAUCGAGGUUCCACUGUAUUUAUAUUUUACAUAACACAUUUCCUUUUUGUAAGUGAUAUUUAGAGUUAAAGACAGGGUGCUAAGCCUUUUUGACCGUAGAAUAAAAAUUGAAUUAUAACCAAAAAUCUAAACCUAAUAAUUAACUCUCUCUCUCUCUCUCUCUGUAUGUCUACGUUACACUAUGACGGCAAAUCGGGCGAGUUGUAGCCAGCAGUCGGACUAUACGAUGCUAAAAUGAUAUCACUGAGCCAUAUCGAACUUUACAGAUUACAGUCGUUUGAUUGUUGUUAUUCGCAUCAAAGAAACAAACGUUCUUAAGAAUGUACAUAUACAUAUCUAUACCGAUUUCCAUUGUAGGUAUACGUAAAACAAUGCCUAAUUAAAUCGGCUUAGUUUUAUUUGUAUUCAUCGACUAGAUUUUAAUCGUAUGCAGGUAUACGUAAACACACACAUUAUAUUUAUUAUUUACUAUUAUUUCGAAUACAAUAACGAAUUAAUUUUAACACAUUAAUAUAUUACAGUUUACUAUUAAAUUAGCAAUUCCGAAGGUCUUGAUGAGGUUAACGUCCAAAAAAAAUAAUAAUACGCAUUUAUAUAGAUACAUAUGGUACAGACAAUAAUUGAAAAGCAGUUAACCAUCACGCUAUACUGACCCUAAACUAUAUUAACGUUAUGCUUUGAUGAUAUGAUUUUAUCGUUUAAUUUGUAAGUUUUAACUAUACUUACCUACUCGAUGGCUUCUAUAAAACUAUUUGGUUUUUGGACAGCACUUAUCCGUGUAUACGUCAUUUUUCUUUAUUCGGUCAACAAUUUAAAAUUAAAGAAGACGUUAUAAAUAAACCGAAAUUCAUCUAUGAAUACAUUUUUUUCCGUUUUAGCCGACAGCAUUGAGGGAUCUGUUUUCUCAAUGGUUUCUCACUGCUGCCGAAUAACUAUAUAAUAUAAUAAUAUACUUAUCUAUACAAAUAUAUUUGUAGUGACGGAUUUAUGGAAGGGAGGCGAUCUAUACCCCCUGGACCCCCCAUAAUCCGAUAUAAUUUCAAUAAAAUAUAAACAUAAAAUGCCUCAAAAUAGCUAAAAAAAAAAACUGAAAAUUUUACCGAGUCUAAAAAGAAAGUAAAAGUUUUAAAGUCUAAACGGAUAUUUUUAACUGAAUUAUAAAACACAAAAUUUAAAAUAAUUAAACCAUUAUUUCUGUAAACUUUCCCGCUAUUUCCACGUUUUUCUGGUUUUACUCAAUUAUUAAGAAAACUGAUUGGCAAACCAAAAAAUGACUUGUGUAAUCACCAACUACAUUAAAAAUGCAACAAAAUUGGUCUUUUGUCAUUUUUUGAUCGAAGCAAGAAUUUGGUAGAAACAUAAUGCGUAAAAGUUAAAAAUAAUGAAAUCGGUAACGCCGCUAUGCUCCGUAAAUAGUUCGUUUUUCCUAUAAUUUAGUUUCAGGGUUUUCCCAAUUAUUUUUAAAACUCCUAGGAAAAUCAAAAAAUAACCUAUUAAAUACAUUAACUAGGCCCAAAAUAUAAUUAAAAAAGCUAACGUGUCAUUCUUCGAUUAGAGCAAGUCUUCUAUUCUAAUUCUAUAAGUUAUUUAUAGACGGAAAAAACAUACACAUCUGUUACGUGUCCACACGCUACUAUAAGUAUAUGCGCGUGAACCCGUAGUAAUUAUUAUUCAAAAGGGGUCCCCACAACCAAAACCGGAAUCUAAGACUUAUAUACCAAGGAGCGGAUAGGCAUAAAACAACGGUCGUAAUGCCAACAAAAUCCAAUAAUACGGAAAAGUAUUAUAAAAAAAUCAAUAGGUACAGCCGCGACGCGACGGCGACAGUGACGGCGCCAGCGUCGGCGACAGCAUAUAAGAUAAUACAAAAAUGUGUAAUAAAUUAAACAACCAAAAUAGGGGGAAACCGAGACGAUAGAAAAAUGUACCCUUUUAAAUUUACCAACUUGUACGUAACAAUGCGCGAGGAGAUACGAUCGUAAAAUAAACUUGUAAUAUUUAUAAUAAAUAAACACGAGCAAUACUUAGAUUCUAGAAAGUAUAAAAAAUUUCCAGUAACUCAAUAAUGUAGAUAGCCGAACUAUGAACGACGGGUUGCUGGAGUCUCUCAGAGCAUAUGUAACGCCGCCCGAAACAUCGUCGAAUGAGACGAGUCCACCGCGAUCAAAUGCGAGCAACUUCGCAUCACUCUGUUUUAUGAAAUAUUUUUGGACUUUUAAUAUUUUUGUGUGUGAAAUUGAAUUGGACUUGGAAUAUUUUUCGAUGUUUGUGAAUUGAAUUAUUUGGACUAGUAUUAUUUUUGUGAAUUUAUUUAUCGGACUUGUAGUUUUUGAAUGGAAAAUAUUAACUGUUUAUAAACUCAAAUUGGAGUUUGAUUUAUUUCAAACAUUUUUCUUCCAAGUCCUAUUAGUACAUGGGCCUGUUACACAUCACUUUAAAACCAACAGAUCCCUCACUAUGUUCCUCUUCUAAUAUACUAAUCGCUAGAAAAUUGACGACAGUUAAAUAAUUUUGUGUUACGUCAACAUAUAUUAUACUUGUAAAUCUAUUUUGGCGUAGACCUACGUAAUGGUCGUCCGGUUUCCAGAUUUGUUUUUAUUUCGAAUCGGUAACUCGUUAUAACAGCGGAGCCUUAAAAAAAAAAAUUGAAUCAUAGUUUUUGUUCCUUCUGCAAAAUUCGUUGAUUACACACCGGCCUCGUUAAUGGCUCGCCUGUUUUAUAGAAGAACAGCGAUUUGAUAUCCACAUGACAUCCACGUGAUAUCCACGCGACAUUUGUCGACAUUAUACGUUGCGGUAAUAAUAUAAGUAUUGAUAUUGAAUUGCGUAUUUAUGGUUUGACGAAAAAUGUACAGGUAUCGCCAUAUACUUGGGCACUUGAAUAUUUCUAUUUCUUUUUGCACACUCGAUAAAAAAAACGCUCACCAAGUGUCACGUGCGUGCGUAACCGACCGGCGAGCGGAUUAGCGUUCUCGACAACACCGGCCGACAUAACGCGGCGGCGGCGAGAAACUUCCCAAGCGCGCCGCGGGUUCGGGUUCUACAACCUCGUUAUAUUUUCAUCGUUGGUAGUCCGGUCCGGUCUGGCGGCUAAUGCGUCGGCCACGCGGACCAGGGGCGAAUUUCCCCAAAGUGUCAUUAACCGCGCUCGCCGUUUGAUAAUGAUAUUAUUCUGUUUUGCAUCGCCGUUAUCGUUGAUAGUGACGUGAGUAUUGGUACAUCAUUGUGCGCCCGGUAAUUACGUACAAUUACGCGCUCGCGUGGUCUCAAUGUCAAUGUCGCGUCGCGGUGGCAGAGUAGUCGUGUCUUCACGGCGGCGGGGGCGUUAUGCCGAAUUAGUCGCACAAUAAAAAUACCUACAAAUAAUACAACCAUUAUUAUUAUUAUUAUUAUUAUUAUUAUUAUUAUUAUUACCACAUUAAUACGUCGCCGAUAUUAUAAUAAGUAAUACGCUUCUAAUAACAUAAUAAUAUACGAAUAACGCGGAGUCCGUUCGCCUAUGUGCACGCACGAACAUCGCGUUCGCGUUGGAACCGCCAGGGCGUCGUUUCCAUAGAUAAUAAAAAUACGGACGGACCAGCCCUGUACCUUACACACAUACCCUAUAUACACAGCGUUCUGUGACGGAAUGGAAACUCUUGGAUAUCACAGUUAUACCUAGACAUACGAGUAUAAUAAUAGAAUAAACCGCGAAUUAUACAAAAUAUGUGAUAUGACUUUAUAAAUCUUCGUUUUUAUCAAUGAGAUUAUUAUAAAUACCUAUAUAAUCACACAAAUAUGCUGAUAGCCAAUAGAUAGGAUUAUGUAAAAUCAUCGAGAUAAACAAUACAAUCGAGAUUAGGUUACAUCUUGAAUUCAAUACAAUAUUGUUUAUCUAUAUCGAUGUAUAAAAUAAAAAUUAUCUAUGAAAAUCUAAUAAUAAUUUUGUUUGAAUAUGCUCUUAACAAAAUUUAAUAUAGAUACAUUUAAAAUUGUCAAUUUUUUUCUUUUAAGUCAAAUAUUCAGUCAAAUAAUAAAUAAAAUACAAAACCGAAAUAUUAUAUAUGAUUACGAUUUACAAAUACUCUGGCCAUAGUUAAUUUUUCUAUGAAAUAACUAAUUGUAGCAAAUGAUUUAACGUUAAUUUUUACUCCCACUGUUAUCUUUCUGACAUGACUGUUUAUUUAGCCAUGGUAACAAUUAACCGUGAUAACAAUAAUUGUCCAUGUCACUCUCACCUUUCAGAUGACCGGCUCCCAGUAACUUAUUAGAAAGUUUAUAUGAUUUUUUUCACCCAUCGUGUUAAAUUUAAAUUAAAACAUCGCAAAUCAGUUUACUUAUAAAUCGGAUUUUCAUUAAAAGUGUGAUCUUGAGAAUAAUUAUUAUUAUCUUUACCAAAAAUCGUCUUUCGACAAAUCAUAAUUGAAUACAAUUUCGCGCAGAAAUAAAAAUAAUAUUCAUUAGAAUUAUAAUAAUAAUUGUACUUCCUCUUUUCGUCAAAUAUACAGUAAUAUUAUAAUAUACGCACUAGACCUUGACGGUCCAAUCCUUGAACCUGGAUCGUUUCACACAUCGUCCGUGUGGUUUACCUAGCUAUACAGCAUUCGCUAAAAGUACAAUGUCAUCACGUCAUCUACAAACCGUUUGAGUUUCGUACCUAUGUGAAUCCAAAUCGUGUCCAUGACAUCAUCGUUACACAAGGUGCUAUACGUACCUCUAUACCCGUGUAUUGAACAUACAAAAAUAACACGCAUCUGGUUCCUAUAUAUUUAUGUACUUACGUUCUGUUGUACGUGACUACAACCGGGGGAAAUUAUAAGAUACUUCAUAGCUAAUUGUUCAGUAUGUUCAUGUGAUAGAUGCCGUUUUCCAAUCAUUUUAUCCAUUAAAAAUCAAAAAUAAAAGAUAACGGAUCUAUAAAAAGAAUCGGCGUAAAGCGUUGGAAUUUAAUUUACCAACAUAUCCAGUACCCAUACGUUUUUGCAGAAUAGAUAGGUACCGCCAAAGAACAAUUAUCCUAAUUAAAUGUGACAUUAAUUCAAAGUUUACAAUAAUUCGCAACAAAUAACUUUAUUUUUUUAUGCGUCUAAAAAUUUCACGCAAGUUGAACUAUACUCGUAUAUUGAGUUAAAAUGAAAAAAUCACGGGUAAAUCACUAUUGUAGAUGGGUGUACCUACUUCAUACAGUAGAAUAUUAUAUUACAGUGUAGUAAGAUUUAUAUACUGUAUGCAACGAUAAACCAUUGCAAACAUAAAAAUAAUUCGUAUAAGUAUUCGUAUCAUGUGUUUUCCUUGUUACAGUGGUAAUCCAGAAAUUAACAAAAAAAUGACCUAGGCUGAAAAUGUCAACAUAUGUUUCAAAUAAAGGACAUCGGGCGGAAAUUCCGCAUAUUUUGAAGUACUGCGUACAAAUAUUUCAAACAUAGUGUUAUAUUUUAAUAAUCGUUAUUACCCGCAGUAGAUAUCUAAAAAUAAAUAGUAGGUACCUAAUUACUUUUAGAUUAGGAGAGUAGCGAGGAAUCUUUUGGUUUUAUUGUGAUGAGUGGUUUUUUUUCCUAUCUAUAAAUAACUUUUCAAAAAGAAAUCUUGAUCCAAUUUAUAAUGUGUUGAACUUGAUUUUCCAUGGGGUUUUCAAAAUAAUUGGGAAAAACAGGAAAGAAAAUUGUAGGUAAAACGGCAAACAUUUACGACGCGCUGCGGCGUUACCGUUUUCAUUGUUUUUAAUUUUUACAAACUAAGUUUUCUUUCAGAAAUAUUGCUCCAAUCAAAAAAUAAUAAAAUAUUGAUUUUGUUCCUUUUAAUAUGUAUCCACUGACAUGGAAAGUAGUUUUCCAAAGUAUUUUAAUAUUUGGGGUAAACCAAAAAAGACAAAAAUACGAUUUAUUUUCAAAUUAUGGCGCAAUAAUUUCAUUAGCUAAUUAAAAUGUUUAAGAUUAUAUUUCCCUACCAGAAAUCUUAGUUCAAAUUUCAAGAAUAGCAUAUUUUCUAAAAAAAAAAAAAAUGUGAUCUUGUUUGUGAGUAAGGAAAUUGUUGUUUAAUUUUCUGUAAUGUUUUCUGAAUAAUCCGAAAAACCGGGAAAAAACGUAAUAAAUACGACAAAGUGUAUGAGUUUAUAUUUGGGUCUUUUGCUGUUAUUCGGUUAUAAAUUAUUAUAGAGACCUGUAAUUUUUACAAUAUACUUAUAUUGACUUUUUAUAGAUGUGGUAAAAUUUUUAAAACUUUCUAACUAUUUGAAAGCUAUUUAUAAAUAUUUGAAAUAUUCGUGUUUAACGUUUAUUUUCAAUUAUUAAAUAUCUGUUAUAAAAAACAGAGAAAUCAUUUUUUGAUUUUUCAAGGGGUAUCCAAAAUAAUUAAAGAAAACAGGAAACAAAAUUAUAGGUCUUACAAAACAUGUACAAUCAAACUUCGCUCCGAAUCGUUUUUCGUUAGUAAUGGUUUGUCGUUGCUUAUAGGUGUAAAUUAAAUAAUCUUAUAUAUCCUACCUUCUCGACUUCCCACCUACACCGGUGGCGCAUCUGAUACUGGGGUCACCUAGUAUUAUUUUUUUUUUUUAUUUUUAUUUUCAUUAAAAUUAUUAUACUAUAUAUGUUUAGUCAAUAAGUAAAAUAUGCGAUGUAUACUAUGCGAGAGUGGAGCGCGUACAAUUCUAUGGAAUGUCAAAACACUUCUUACUCACAAAAACAAUUUAGCCGAAAAAAAAUUAAAUCAAUAACAUUACAACGGUAACAACGCGAUUCUAUGACUCAUAUAGAACCCGAUGGCGCUACAUCCAAUUUACAUAGUCAUUUCGGUCAACGGCCAACCAUGACCUCCUCUCUUCGACCUCAUAAAACACGAUCUGGUCGUACGAAAUAUAACCGUCUCCCUCAACUUUACUUUCUUGUUUACUUCCGUGUUAUUUUCUUAUAUUCGUUUGUACAAAAUAUUCUAUCGAUAAACAAAUUUAUAUUCAGCUACGGUAGAUAUAGACCCUCAAUGUAUUUGAUAAUACUCAUAACAAUACAUUAUCUUCAUCCAUCAUUCUUUAAAAUAUCCACAUUACAAAAAUUAAAAGAAAGAAUUAUUUAAUUUUAUGUAUUUGUAUAAAUUAUUAAACAAUAAGCUAUAUUGUCUUCAAAUUCUAGAAAAAAAAUUAAUUUUAAUAUACUAGAAAAAAAAGAUUUAUUUUUAAUAAGUAAUGUUGAAAAUAUUUAUUCACGAUGCUCUCCAAAAACCUAACCUAACUUAUCGAUACCUUAAUGACCAUCGGUCAUAAUGCAAGACUUGAUUUAUUUUUUAUAAUCCGUGGGAUAAUAUCAAGAUCUCUUUAAAUGUAUAAUAAUAUGAAAGUUGUAUUAUAUGUUUGUUUUUAUACAUUAUGGAAUUAUUUGUCAUUAAUCUUUAUCGCUAUAUUAUUUUGUAUAGUUAAUUGAACUUUUUAUAUUUGUUUAUAAAUGUCUAUGGUUGCUAUUCAUAAUUAUUAUUAUUAUUGAUAGGUAUAAUAUUAUGAUUAUUAGUGUUAUUAUUAUUUACAAGGCCGUACCUGGAAAUUAAUUUCGGGGGUAGGGGGUAAGCUAAAAAUGUGUGUUGUUCUAAUUUAAUUAAAAUAUUUAAAAAGGUAAUUUAAUAUAACAUAAAAUUCAUAAUAUUGUAGUAGUAAUAUUUGUUUGAAAUUUACAUUUAAAAUUUUUUUAUUGCUAAAUUUUAAAAAAAUUAUUUAACUUAAUUCUACGUAUUUAACAAUGGUGAAAUCAGAAUUUGAGUGUACCGACUAAGUUUUGAAAUUAUAUCUUUUUGAAGUUCAGAUAUUACAUGUUAAUGUUGAAUAACUUUAUAUUUCCAUGACCUUGACCGUAUUCAGUCAUAAAUACGUAUUGUUAUACUAGUGAUUACGAGUUUAAACCCGGGGUUCGAAUUUUACACUUUUUCUUUACCUUUUACCUAAAUAGGGAAAAAACAAAUGCAUUUUAAGUAUAUCUAAAGACCUAGCUAUCGCUCGCUUGGACGAUUUUAAUCGAAAAAUACUCCUCGAUUUGUUGUGUAAUCCUUUUUACUGAAUGGAAAUUUUAUCUCUAUAGUUUUAGGGAGGUCAUUUUUGUGAUUUUUCAAUCUGUUUUUAUAACAAUUGUGAAAAACUGGUAUAAAAUGUCGGAAAAAUGGAAAGUGUACGAAAUGUAGGUAUUAAUAAAAAAAUAUUAUGACCUUUAUUUCUACGUACAACUUUUCUACCAUCAAUUUUGAUCUGAUUUACAAUCAUAUUUACUUUUUCUAAAAUUAAAUCUGACUGGGAAGAUACUUUAAGGAGGUCAUUUUUUGAUUUUUCCAAGAGUUUUCUUAGUAAAUGUGAUAACCCGGGAAAAGUAUGGGAAAACCGGGAAAAACUCAGGAAAGUCGAUGCAAUAUUAAACAAAUUGUAUUAAAGAAAAUAUAUAAUGCCUAUUCUACGCAGAAUCGUUUUUACGUUAGCAAUGGUUUACAGAUGGUUUACAGUUCGUUGCUUACAGAUGUACAUUAAAUUACCUAUAGGUAGCAUUAGUUGCACCUGUCUCCAUCAUCUUAGGACGUCUUGUUUUAUUAUUCCUAUGUACUCGCAUAUACUUUAGAAGCAUAACCGGUUUACAAUUCCGUUAUUUUGGAAAACAGUAUCAUAUUUACACACGGUAUAAAUGUUUACAAAUAUUUAAUCUAACUAAAUAACAAUUUAUAGCUGAAAUAGUUUUCAGAUCAUUGAGUCCCUUAAUAGAAUUACUUUUAUUAAUAAAGAAAAUGAAUCAUUAUAACAACAUUAUUAUUUUAUUUACAGGGAACAUUAUUGAUUAUAAUAUUACAACUAGUGACAAGUCAUUUACAAGUAUGAUGGGUCUGAUGAGCCGAAUCAUCGUCUUAGCGUGUGUGAUUUACCAAUCCACUUGUGGUACGUUAUUUUAAUAAUAUAAUUUAAAAUUUUUAAAUAAUUAAAUUUAUAAACCAAAGUUAAUAUUUUCGAAUUUAAUUUUACAGAUGUAAAUAGCAAAGAAACAUUUAGCUGUACACUAGAAGGUUUUCAUCCAGAUCCUUCGGAUUGCACGACUUUUUACAGAUGUGUAAAUUUCGGUGCUGGCACACCUUACACAAAGUUUAAGUUUCAGUGUUCUCCAGGAACUGUUUUUGACCCAGAAAAUUCUGUGUGUGUACAUCCAUCCUCUUCUAAUAGAGAAGAAUGUAGAAAUGUACAAUUGAAUAAUCCUGAACCAGAACCUAGCCCAGAGGAAUCUAAUUCAUGGAAUACACCAUCUACUGGCACUUCAAAUCAACAAAAUUCUAAUAAUGCAAAUGGCUUAGGUUAUGGUUCCGGCAUUCCAGAAUAUUCAAGUCAACCGUCUUCAAAUUAUGAUUAUGGACGCCCUCAAGUCGGUUACCAACCACAAGUAGAAUAUGGCCAAUCACAACAAUCACAAAAUUAUCAACCUCCCUCAUUUCCACCUCAACCAAACUCUCAACCGAAUUAUUAUAAUCCUCAACAACCCGAAUAUGUUCAAACCCCAUCUCAACCUAAUUACAAUCAGCCUGCACUACCUCAAACUGGUUACAUCCCAGUCUCACCAAAACCGACACAAAAACCUAAUUUAAAUCAACCUCCACAAUCUGGUUAUUCACCACAACCGGUACAACCGGCACAACAGUUUAAUUAUAAUCAACCUCCACAAUCCGGUUAUAUACCGCCUAUUCAGCAAUCUAGUUACAAUCAACCACAACAACCUAGUUACAAUCAACCACAACAACCUAGUUACAAUCAACCACCACAACCUAGUUAUAAUCAACCACCUCAACUCAGUUAUGUUCAAUCUUCACAAUCCAAUUAUAAUCAACCACAAUCUACUUAUGCACCUCCUGCUCAACCGGAAGAUGGAUAUAAUCAACAAUCAUCAACGGAAAAUCCUGACAAUGAAGUAGACAAUGAAGGAUCUGAUCAACUAGAAUAUACUAGUUCUAGUAGACCAAAUUGUCUGUCUGAAGGAUUCCAUCCAUAUGACGAAGGUUGUAGUAAAAAAUUCAUAAGAUGUGUUGACAAAGGUGAUGGAACAUUUAUUCAAUAUGAAUUCGAAUGUGGAGAAGGGACUUUAUGGGAUAGUAGUCAAAAUACAUGUAACCAUGCUAACCAAGUUAACUGUGGUACAACGACAUCAGCUACACCUUCCACAAUACAAUCGGAUUCUACUGUAGCACAACAAAUAACUACAUCCAAUCAAUGGUCUAGUUCAUCCGCUGCUAGUUCAUCUAUGGCAUCAAGCUCAAGUUCAAGUUCAAGCUCAAGUAGUUCUUCGAGUAAUCAGUUUUCAUCUGCGUCUACUAUUGCUGGUCAAUCAACUGGAAGUAAUAAUCAACAGACUUCAUUUCAAGGUUCUUCUUUAGCUAAUCAAAAUACUGCAACGACAGCUGCUAUGAACCAAGCUUCAAGUCAGGCUACAAGUUCUAAUUCAAAUCAACAAUUUGCGAGCUCUGGGUCUAGUCAAACUACAAUUUCUGGAUUAAAUCAACAAACAUCUAGUACUGGAUCUAACCAACAAACAAAUAGUGGUGGAUUUAAUCAACAAACAGCCAGUACUGGACUAAAUCAAGAAUUAACUAAUUCUGGUAUAAAUCAACAAACAACUAUCGCUGGAUCAAAUCAACAAACAACUAUCGCUGGAUCGAAUCAACAAACAACUAGUGCCGGAUCAAAUCAACAAACAACUAGUGCCGGAUCAAAUCAACAAACAACUAGUGCCGGAUCGAAUCAACAAACAACUAGUGCCGGAUCGAAUCAACAAACAACAAGUGCUGGAUUAAACCAAGAAAUAACCAGUGCUAGUUCUGGUCAGCAAACAAGUAGCACUGGUUCAAAUCAACAAACGAGUAGCAUUGGAUCAAACCAACAAACAGCAGGUACUGGAUCAAACCAACAAACAACUAGUGGUGGGUCCAAUCAACAAACCACGAGUACUGGAUCAAAUCAACAAACAACUAGUUCCGGAUUAAAUCAACAGGCAUCUAUUGGUAAUUCAAAUCAACAGACUUCUAGUACUGGAUUUAAUCAACAGACAACUAGUGCUGGUGCAAAUCAACAAACUGGUAUUGGGUCAAAUCAACAAACUACUAGUUCUGGAUCUAAUCAACAAUUCCACGCUGAAAAUAGACCAACUUUACCAAUGUCUUCGACAUUAAAACCAACUACACCUCUUUAUACAACAAAAAAACCAUCAGUUUCAACUACAUCAAAGCCGACAACCUUGAAACCAACUGCUGCACAAUCAAUUCCGAUAUCAACUUCUUCAAAACCAACACCUGCAAGGCCAACACCUCCAAAACCAACUACACAAAAACCUAUUACUACUUCCAUUCCACCAGCAACAAGUACUCAAAAAUACACUACAACUACUACACAACUAACUCAGACAUAUUCAACAUCUAAACAAACAACUCAAGGAACUUCAAAACCAACAUUAGUUACAACAACCAAUAAACCAAUCACUUCUAAACCAAUCACUUCUAAACCAACUACAAAGCCAACUUUGAUUGUGUCUACAAACAAACCAUUAACACAAUCAACUACAACAAUCAAACCAUUAAAUCAGCAACAUUGGAAUAAACCAUCAGCGCCAUAUCCUCCACCACCAUAUCCCUCCACUUCAUCAACUUCUCAAACACAAACACAGCCACCUUCUACUGCUGAUACUUGUACAGCAGAAGGAUUUUUCCCAGAUUCUAAAGACUGUACUAAGUUUUAUAGAUGUGUAGGAAACGGAAAUAAAUUUACCAAAUACAAUUUUAAUUGUGGUCCAGGAACAGUUUGGGACCAUGUUAAUAAUGUAUGUAAUCAUCCGUGGGCAGUUGAUAGAGAUUGUUCUAAACCUGCUUUAUCUGCUACACCUGGAUAUUUUUCAACAGAAUCAACUAUAUCUAGCAGUUCUGGAAGUUUAACAUCAAGUCAAACUAAUAAACCAGCAUCAUCUAUAAAGCCAUCCUAUCAGACAAAUGGUCAAACUAAUAAACCAACAAUAAUCACAACACCGUCUAACAGACCGUCCUAUCAGACAAGUGGUCAAACUAAUAAACCAACAAUAGUCACAGCACCAUCUAGUGGAUCGUCUUAUCAAACCAGUAGUACUCAAACCCAAACUUCAACUUCUAAUUUUGGUCAACAAACAUCUCCGACUCCAAUUCCAGUUCCAGUAUCUACUAUUGGUCAACAAACGUCUUCGAGUUCCAGCCAAGUGCCAACAUCUCAAACAUCUUCAAAUAAUUCAACCACACCUUGUUAUACUUCACCAAAACCACCAAGCAAAAUAGUGUGUAAUGCUAGUGGAUUUUUCCCUCAUCCAGAUGAUUGCAAAAAAUUCUAUAGGUGUGUUGAUUGGGAUGGUGAUAAAGGUGAACGAUUUUCUGUGUAUUACUUUGACUGUCCACAAGGGACUAUUUUCGAUCCUAGCUUAAAUGUAUGUAAUCACGAAGCUUCUGUAUAUCCUCCACGUGAUUGUCCUGAAUCAAGCUCCCUACAAAGUAGCUCUACUUAUGGAACAAGUACCCCAGGUUCUCAAAUUACAAUUACAGAAGUGACUACGGUUUCAGAAACAAAUCCUAUAGUAACAACUGAAGGCUCAAUUGAAACUACUGGACCAUCUGAAAUCGAAUCAACUACAUCUAAUCAACCAGAAACAAAUCCGCCAGGUACUGAUCAAACUACAACUAGUCCAACAGAGAUAACGACUAGUCAAACAGAAAUCAAUCCACCAACAACGAGUCAGACGGAAACAAAUCCACCAACGACUAGUCAGACAGAAACCAACCCACCAACAACGAGUCAGACGGAAACAAAUCCACCAACGACUAGUCAGACGGAAACCAACCCACCAACAACGAGUCAGACGGAAACAAAUCCACCAACGACUAGUCAGACGGAAACCAACCCACCAACUACAAGUCAAACGGAAACAAAUUCACCGACAAUAAGUCAAACAGAAACAAAUCCACCGACAUACAAUCCAACAGAAACAAAUACUCCGGUAAUGACGAAUCCAACGGAAACAAAUCCCACAAUAAGUCAGACAGAAACAACACAACCAGAAACUAAUCCUACUCAACCAUCAACAGAAACUUUCCCGGCCUCAACAAUUGCACCUGAAACUACAAAUGCCACAGACAAUAAAUGCCCCCCCUUAGAACCCGAUCAAAUAUCUUUAGUGUGCCCAACAGGUUUUAGAAGACAUCCACAAAAUUGUAACUUAUUUUAUCAAUGUACGAUAGCUGAUAAUAGUGAUAUAAAGAUUUUGGUUCUUGCUUGUUCAAAUGGUACAUACUAUGACCAAACAAGAAUUCAAUGUUUGCCGCCAGAUGAAGCUGAAUCAUGUCCAACAAACAUUGAUUUUCGGUUAGAACAAAUUGAGGGAAUGCUACCAGCUGUAAGUUAUUUAAAUUCAAUCAUUAAAUAAAUGAUAUAAUACCAUGUAUAUAUUAUUUAGAUCCAAGUUCAACCUUACCAACAAUUAUGCCCAUCAGAAGGAAUAUUUGCAUCUCCAAACGAUUGUCACACUUUUGUAAAUUGUGAUAGAAACUCUAAAGGAUUACUGAGUGGUAAUAGUUUUUUUUUAAAUAAAUAGUAAAAUAUUUAUUAUUAAUAAUUAUACUUUUUGUUUUAGGUAAAUUAUUCCAAUGUCCUGAAGGACAAACUUUUAUUGAAAAUUCAAAACAAUGUGAACAAAGUAAAACAAUUCCCAUGUGUAACAAACUUGGUCCCAAGUUAAACUGGCAGACAAGUCUUGCGCCAAUAUCAACUGGAAAAUUAAAUAAUUAAUAUAUAUUAUAAAAAAUCAUUUUUAGUUCAAUCUGAAUGUUUUAAACAAAGGAUUUUAAAUUUAGCUUAUAAGUACAUGAUGUUUUAAUUUAUAUUACUUACCUUAAUUUAAAAUGUGUAUUCUUUUUGAAAAAUGUUUCAAAGAUUUUCCUGAGCAACAAAAUAUAAUAUUGAUUUAUUGUGCUUAGAAAAUGAAAAUAUGGACAAACAAUUAAAUGAGUGGUUUUAAUAUUAUAUGUACGAAUUUUUAGAUAUUAGGAUUAUUAUUUAUUUUACAGUUAUGAAUAAUUGGUUGAAUAAUGUGUAAAGCAUGUGCGCUCAAUAUCAAAUAUAAUGUGCCAUACUAGAAAAGUAAUAUUUGUUAAAGUUGCAUAAAUUUUUGAAACAUUUUUUAAAAGUUACAAAUUAUUUUAUAAGUAAUAUUUUUUUUUUUUAAUCUUGCAUGUAAAUAUAAUGUACAUACAUAUUUUAUAUAAAAUUAAAAAUAUAUUAAUAAUUAGAACUGAUAAAUAAUUGUAUUUCUAUUAUGUAGAAGAUUAAAUUAAAUCAAUUUAGUUUGUUUAUGAAUUUAUCAUUCUAACUAGAUACCAAUAUUAUUCUAAAUUAUUAUUUCUUAUUUAUUUAAUAUCUAUUAUACUAAUUUUUUUUCCUUAUAUGUAAUGUGGGACGCAAUAUAAAUAACGAUAUGUUAUUUAUGUCACAAUACACAAACGCCUAAAAUCAGUUGACACCUUUUAUAUUAAAUAUUAAAAAUAUGUAUAAUAGGUAUUAUUUUAAAUCUAAUAUAAUAACAGCUGGUACCAUUAA